AUGUAUGUGGGUUAUAUGUUGGAUAAGGAAGGAAGUAUGUACCCCACACCCGUCCGGCGCCCAAACAUCAACGUCUCCUCCACACAGAACUUCGCCUCUGGUCCUCAGUACUCGGAAUACUCGGGGUAUCAUGUGCCCGCGAUGGAGAGCCACCCCCAGCCCACCCCCAUGGCCUGGAACCCACCCUAUGGUCCACCCAGAGAGGACUGGGGACCCUAUGGACUGGGUCCGGCCAACCCGGUCCCCGUCCAGAUCAGUCACUCCACUUCUCCAGGGCAGAUGCCUUACGGCUCCCCCGACUACAGCUCUCUGAACCCCCCCGGGCAAGGGGGGCUCCCACCCCCGGACCCCCACCAAACCCCGGGCCAACCCUCGCCCAACGGGCAGAGGCGCAACCCUUACGAAUGGAUGAAGAAAUCGUCGCAAAUUUCCGCCGCGGGGAAAACCAGGACAAAAGACAAAUACAGGGUAGUUUACACUGACCACCAAAGGCUGGAGCUGGAGAAGGAAUUUCACUACAACAGAUAUAUUACAAUCAAGAGGAAAUCAGAACUGGCUACCAUCCUGGGCCUCUCAGAAAGACAGGUGAAGAUUUGGUUCCAGAAUCGAAGGGCGAAAGAACGGAAAAUAACCAAGAAACAGAUGGCUCAGUCUGAGGCCUGCCCGCCUCAGCACGGGCCCGUUUCGGGAAGUCCCGAGGAAAUCGCAGCCCAAAUGAUGGUCGGGAAUCAGAUCCCCGGAGGGCAGUCCGUUGGGAACAUGCCACAAGUGACUGUCACCCUCUGA
Molecule: messenger RNA, 786 nt
Organism: Callorhinchus milii (elephant shark)
Lineage: Eukaryota; Metazoa; Chordata; Chondrichthyes; Chimaeriformes; Callorhinchidae
Product: homeobox protein CDX-1-like
Exons: 3
Coding region: 1-786 (261 amino acids)
Biological process (GO): cell differentiation; anterior/posterior axis specification; animal organ morphogenesis
Cellular component (GO): nucleus
Molecular function (GO): RNA polymerase II transcription regulatory region sequence-specific DNA binding; DNA-binding transcription factor activity, RNA polymerase II-specific
Source: RefSeq, a predicted model, not a curated record